AUGCCCGAAAAAAUCGAUUACGUGUUCAAAGUGGUGGUCAUCGGAGAUUCUGCUGUCGGAAAAACGCAGCUCCUUUCACGUUUUACACAGAACGAGUUCUGUUUCGAUUCAAAAUCCACCAUUGGUGUCGAGUUUCAGACACGUACGAUCACUAUCCAAGGCAAACUCGUUAAAGCUCAGAUCUGGGAUACCGCUGGUCAAGAAAGAUACAGAGCGGUGACGAGUGCCUAUUACAGAGGAGCGUUAGGAGCGAUGGUGGUUUACGACAUAACCAAACGAGCCACAUUCGACCACGUGGCACGUUGGGUUGAGGAAUUACGUGCUCACGCCGACGAUUCCGCCGUGAUUAUGCUUGUCGGAAACAAAUCCGAUCUCGCCGAAGAUAAACGCGACGUUUCGACGGAAGACGCCGUCGAGUUCGCAGAGACCCAACGGCUUUUCUUCUCGGAAGUGUCGGCUUUAAGCGGCGGAAACGUCGACGAAGCUUUUUUCCGUUUGCUAGAGGAGAUUUUUAGUCGUGUUGUUGUUUCGAGAAAAGCUUUGGAAUCUAAAGACGGUGGAUCCGUCGUGAAGCUCGACGGUUCGAGAAUCGAUGUGAUCUCUGGUUCGGAUCUUGAGAUUAAGAAGACGAAUGAACAAUCUUCGUGUUCGUGUUGA
Molecule: messenger RNA, 657 nt
Organism: Arabis nemorensis
Lineage: Eukaryota; Viridiplantae; Streptophyta; Magnoliopsida; Brassicales; Brassicaceae
Source: the annotation of a GenBank genome assembly